AUGGGCGUACUACUGUCAAGGAUAUGGAACUACUUCCGUUCGGAAGGAACCAAGAUCGUGAUAGUGGGUUUAGACAACGCUGGCAAGUCGACCAUUCUCUAUCAGUUUGUAUUAAAUGAGACCGUCCAAACUUCGCCUACUAUCGGCAGCAACGUGGAAGAAUUUAGGUGGCGAAAUUUGCAUCUGGUGAUGUGGGACUUGGGUGGGCAAGAGUCACUGCGCCCGACCUGGGGCACUUACUACGCUGGCUCGGAAUUUGUCAUUAUGGUCAUCGACAGCACUGACCGAGAGCGGCUAUCCAUUUCCAAAACCGAACUGUACAAAAUCCUUGCGGCAGAAGACCUACGCAAAGCAAAAAUCCUGAUAUUUGCCAACAAGCAGGAUGUAAUUGGAUGCAUGUCUGUAGUUGAGGUUGGGCAUAAAUUGAACCUGACCUCUAUCAAGGACCACCCGUGGCAUAUUCAAGCCUGCUGUGCCCUCACUGGGGAAGGGUACGCUCUUUUUAGUCCUUGCGUUUUAAUAUUGUUUAAUUUUUGA
Messenger RNA from Mesocestoides corti, 537 nucleotides. The record is from the annotation of a GenBank genome assembly. NCBI's taxonomy places the organism in Eukaryota, Metazoa, Platyhelminthes, Cestoda, Cyclophyllidea, Mesocestoididae.